This is a messenger RNA of Rotaria sp. Silwood1, 1983 nucleotides long. The record is from the annotation of a GenBank genome assembly. Lineage: Eukaryota; Metazoa; Rotifera; Eurotatoria; Philodinida; Philodinidae.
AUGACAUCGAAUAAAUCAUCAAAUAUGAAUUUUUCAUCCAUAUUAAAGUACAAUUGUAUAUGUUUAGACAUGUUUUACCUAUUUUAUAAUCAUAUUCGUCGUUCACAUUUUGCAAAAACUGGUCGACAUCAUUAUGAACUUAUUGAUCAAACAUGUUAUUAUGCACAAUUAGCACAAUUAACACUUAUUUUAAAUGAAAUAUUUGAAUUAAUAUCAUACUAUAAGUGUAUAAAUGAAAAUAUCACACCAUCAAAAGUAUUAAAAAAAUGUCCAUCAAAACGUUUAUUUCCAGCAUAUUAUGAAAUAAUAACAAAACCAAUUGAUUUAAUAAUGAUAAGAAAUAAAUUAGAUAAUGGAGAAUAUUCAUCAUUUCAAAUCUUUGAACACGAUUUAUUAUUAUUAUUUAAAAAUGCAAUCACAUAUUGUGGUGAAGAUUCAGAUGAAGCAGAAGUUGUAUCAGAAUUACAAAGUUAUUUUCAGAAUACAAUAAAAAUUGAAUAUAGAAAUAUAUUAAAAUUAUUUAUUAAUGUGAAAGACAAAGAACAAAAUAUAAAUAAUUUACAUACACUUGAAAAUUUUAUCGGACGUCUACAUGAAAAAGAAGUUAUGUAUGGACAAAUAAGACAACUUCUUUAUGAUAUUAUUUAUAAUAUUGAUGAUAAUCCAGAUGAUGAUUCACCGAUUGUUUAUAAAAUAGUACUUGCUGGUAGUGUUAAUUCACAUCGAACAUCAAAAUCAAAACCAUCAUCCGAUUGUAUUGUACAUUGUCGAUGUGGAUCAGUUUAUGAUGAGAAUUCACUUGUGCAAUGUUAUGCUUGUCAAUUAUGGCAACAUGUCGCCUGUGUUUCAAUAGUUGAUUCAAGUCGACCAUAUUAUUGUUUUGAAUGUCAACCAGCAUGUGAAUAUAAUCCAUCAGCUUGUUUAAAAACAAAUGUUAUUAUAGCGGCUACUUUAUCACCAUUACAAACAUAUGAUGAUAAUCAUAGUUCAUAUUCAACAUUAACACGUUCAGAUGGUUUUAUAAUACGUAUAAAUGAAAGUUAUUUUGUACCAAAACAAGAUGAAAAAAAUAUUGAUAGAUCAUUAACAUCACCUGAAUACGAUAUUCUAUUUGUUGAACGUCUUUGGAUUGAUGAUUAUGGUAAUGGACAAGCAUCUGGAUAUUAUUAUAUACGUCCAAAUGAAACAUUUCAUGAACCCAAUAGAAAAUUUUUUCCUAAUGAAGUAUUUCGUUUUCCAUCAUCGAAUGAUCCUUUACCAAUAAGUUCAAUUGUUCGUCCAUGUUUUGUAAUGGAUAUAGGAACUUAUUGUAAAGGUAAACCAAUAAGUGACAAUAGUAGUCGAGUACUAUCAAGUGAUUUAUUCAUAUGUGAAUAUCGUGUUGAUAAGUCAGCAAGAACAUUUACACGUCUAUUAAAAGCAAGACAUCUUGGAACUAAUACAAAAUCUUAUUGUUUUGAUAAUUAUGUUGAAAAAUUGUCAAUUAAACGAGAUUAUCAGCCUUAUCAAAAAGAACUUCAACUACAUCAUUCUCAUGAGAAUCGUCGACGUUCAACUGUUAAUCCAAAUAAAUUAACUAAUAAACAAUUUGAAGAAAAAUCUACACGUAUAAAUGGCAUUAUAGAAAAAAUCUACUGUCGUUAUCAUGAUCAAAAUCUAAUACCAAAUGAUACAAAAUAUACAGUCGAUCAACUUCUUCAAGGAUCACCAACACCUUCACUCUUAGCUGAUGAAGAUAAUCAUCAUGAUAAUUCACGUUUAAGAAAAAAACGAUCAUCAAUAUCAUUAUCAUCAAUCUCUUCACCGUUACAAACGCCAGCUGAAAAUAUAAAUAACAAACGUCGUACAAUAUCUUUAUCAUCGGAUGACGAUAUUGUUGAGCUGCUGCCUGAAAGUGAUUGUCAAAGAUUAGCCAAAAAACGUUCAACAAAGCAGACAACUAUUAAUUCACAUAAACGUGAUGAAUCAAUUGAUCAAGUCUAA